Molecule: messenger RNA, 1578 nt
Organism: Clonostachys rhizophaga
Lineage: Eukaryota; Fungi; Ascomycota; Sordariomycetes; Hypocreales; Bionectriaceae
Source: the annotation of a GenBank genome assembly
AUGGCCAUUCCAUCCGCCGAAAAACCAGACAUCACAAUGAUUGAUGACCGCUCGAUCGACCGGGCAGACGCCGAGAAAGGGCAGAACAUCCGAACCAUAGACAACUUCCGUGUUCUCGGUUUAACUGAUGAUGAUGUCGAUUUCUACGAGAACUUUUCCGAUGAAGCGCGGAAGAGAGUAGUUCGUAAGGUUGACGUUCGCCUCAUCCCCAUGCUUGCUGUCCUGUACCUUAUUUCUCAUCUUGAUCGAGCCAACAUCGGAAACGCCAAGAUCGAGGGACUUGCAGACGACCUACACCUGACCGGACUCCAAUACAAUCUUGUCCUCUCUCUAUUCUUCGUCCCUUAUGUCCUUCUUGAGGUGCCAUCCAACAUACUUCUUAAGAGGUUCAGCCGGCCUAGUCUUUAUCUCGGUACCCUCGUCACAUCCUGGGGCGUCAUCAUGACCCUCCACGGAGUGACCAAGAACUUUGGCGGCCUCCUCGCCGUCCGGAUGCUCCUGGGCGUCAUGGAGGCCGGAUUCUACCCCGGCGCCGUCUACCUCUGCACCUUCUGGUACAUGCCAAAGCAGCUGGCCACGCGCAUCGCCUACUUCUACUGCACGAGCGCCCUCUCCGGCGCUUUCUCCGGUCUGCUCGCCGCUGGCAUAGCGCAGAUGGACGGCGUCGGAGGCUACGAGGGCUGGAGGUGGAUCUUCAUCCUUGAGGGCAUCGCGACGGUGGUUCUGGGCGUCGCCUGCUUCUUCCUCCUCAUCGACUCCCCUCGCCUCUCCACCGGCUGGCUCACACUCGACGAGAUCCGCUUCCUCGAGCUCCAGGGCUUCAUCAAGCAGGGCGGCCGCUUCAGCGACAUCGAACAGGAGAAGAAGUUCAACUGGCACGACCUCAAGAUGGUCCUCACCAACUGGCGCCUCUAUCUCCAGGCCUACAUCCUGCUCGUGCAGUCCGCCUGCAGCUACGGCACCAAGUUCACCCUGCCCACCAUCGUCAAGGGCAUGGGCUUCACCAGCACCAACGCCCAGCUGAUGACCGCCCCCGCCUACGUUGCCGGUGGCAUCUCGUCCAUUCUGUUUGCGCGCCUCUCCGACCACUUCCACUGGCGCAUGCCUUCUUGUGUAGCCCCUCUGACAAUCAUGACCAUCGGCUAUGGCAUCAUCAUGGGCCUGCAGGGAGAUCUCAAGGGCUCACACAUCGGACCCGGUUACUUUGCCAUCGUCCUCACCACAAUCGGCAUCUACCCGUUGAAUCCCGCCGGAAGCGCCUGGGCAGGUUCCAACCUGGCGCCGACCAACCGCCGAGCCAUCGGUGUCGCCUUCAACAUCUGCGUCGGAAACCUGGGCGGAAUCGUCGGCAGCUACAUGUACCUUGACAAAGAGGCACCCAGGUACCAGACUGGUUUCGGCCUGUCGCUUGCCUUUGGCGGCACCGCCAUCAUCGUCGCUCUUCUUUUGGAGCUGAGCUAUAAGCUGGGCAAUGCUCGCAAGGCCAAGCUGACGGAGGAGGAGAUUCGUGACAAGUAUACUGAGGAUGACUUGUUGAAGCUUGGAGAUAAGAGUCCGUUGUUCAAGUAUACCCUGUGA